This is a messenger RNA of Kwoniella botswanensis, 2235 nucleotides long. Its product is annotated as homoaconitase, mitochondrial. The record is from RefSeq and is a predicted model, not a curated record. Gene Ontology annotation, biological process: L-lysine biosynthetic process. NCBI's taxonomy places the organism in Eukaryota, Fungi, Basidiomycota, Tremellomycetes, Tremellales, Cryptococcaceae. Gene Ontology annotation, molecular function: homoaconitate hydratase activity; 4 iron, 4 sulfur cluster binding. The coding region runs from base 1 to 2235 and encodes 744 amino acids. The transcript has 4 exons.
AUGGUCCUCUUACCCCGCUUGACCCGUCUGGGUGCUCAAAAUAAGCUGGCUUUCAUACAUGCUUCCCGACAGAACGGUAGAUUCUACGCGACAGUAUCGAACCCUCAAACAGUCAUUGAGAAGAUUGUGCAGAAGUAUGCUGUAGAUCUACCGCAGGGCACCAAAGUGAGAGCUGGUGAUUAUGUGAUGAUUAAGCCUGAGCAUGUGAUGACCCACGAUAACACUGGUCCAGUCAUAUCCAAAUUCCUCUCCCUUUCAUGCUCCAAACUCGAUAAUCCUAGACAACCAGUGUUCACCCUCGACCACGACGUGCAGAACAGAUCGGAAACCAACCAGAACAAGUACAAGAAGAUUGAAGCUUUUGCGAAACAGCACAAUGUCGAUUUUUACCCUGCAGGAAGAGGUAUAGGACAUCAGAUCAUCGUCGAAGAAGGAUACGCAUGGCCUGGAAAGAUGGUGGUGGCUUCGGAUAGUCAUUCGAACCAUUAUGGUGGUGUUGGGUGUUUGGGUACUGCUAUAGUCAGGACUGACGCUGCAGGUAUUUGGGCGACUGGUAAAUUCUGGUGGCAAAUCCCCCGAGUAGUCUCUGUCUCCCUCGACGGCAAGCUUUCACCGGGCGUAACAGGGAAAGACGUUAUAGUAGCUUUAGCCGGUUUAUUCAACAACGAUGAAGUUCUAAAUGCCGCCAUCGAAUUCACUGGAUCCGGUAUAGAACAUCUAUCGAUCGACGAGAGGUUGACUAUAGCCAAUAUGACUACUGAAUGGGGAGCGGUAGCAGGUGUGUUUCCUAUAGAUUCAAAACUGGAAGAAUGGUAUAAAGGUAUAUUUAGAAAGAACGAAUUGAGGAGAUUCUUAUCUCAACCAAGUACUUCAAGUAUGGCACCUAUUCCUGAACCAUCUGAUCCAGUUAACGAAUCUCAACCUCAUCCAAGACUCAAUCCCGACCGUCUUCAGGAUGCUAUUACCAAUAGACCCACCGCCGAUCCCGGUGCGACCUACGCUGCUAGAUUAUCACUCGACUUGUCUACUUUGGUUCCAUACGUAUCUGGACCGAACUCAGUGAAAGUCGCUACUGCCUUACCCAAGUUGGUAGAAGAUAAGAUCAAAAUCAACAAAGCGUACUUGGUCUCUUGUACCAAUUCUAGAGCUUCGGAUAUAGCUUCGGCCGCUGAGGUAUUGAGAGGAAAGAAAAUUGCCAAUGGGGUUGAAUUCUACAUCGCAGCUGCGUCAAGUAGGGUACAGGAAGAUGCCGAGUCAUCAGGAGAUUGGCAAACUCUCAUUGACGCUGGAGCGAAGACACUCCCAGCAGGGUGCGGACCAUGUAUAGGUUUGGGUGUGGGUUUAUUGGAAAAAGGCGAAGUUGGAAUCAGUGCUACGAAUAGGAAUUACAAGGGUAGGAUGGGAUCACCAGAAGCUAUCGCGUAUCUAGCAUCACCAGCUGUAGUUGCUGCGUCUGCUGCCAAGGGAUACAUCUGUGGUCCGGAUUCGAUAAAUUGGGAUAAUCUACCUAAAUUCGAGAAACCAAAGAUAUCGAUAAUAGAGGAAAACUCCGAAUCUACCUCUGCACAGGAAGUCGACGAGGCGUCUCUAGAACCAUUAUUGGAAGGUUUCCCGGAAUACUUUGAAGGUCCUCUCCUAUUCGCUCCUCAAGAUAAUUUGACAACGGACGGUAUGUAUCCUGGUAAAUACACUUAUCAGGAUGACAUCACCCCCGAGAGACAGGCAGAGGUUGUAAUGGAGAACUACGAUCCAACAUUUGCAACUACCGCGAAAGAACUCCGAGGUACUCUCCCUACGUCCGAAUCCUCAUCAUCUACUAGACCGGGUGCGAUCCUCUUAUCAGGAUACAAUUUCGGUACUGGUUCAUCUCGUGAACAAGCCGCCACUGCCAUUAAGAAUGCGGGUAUACCCUUGGUCAUCUGUGGAUCGUUCGGUGAUAUCUUCAAGAGAAAUUCCAUAAACAAUGGAUUGAUCUUGGUGGAAUCGCCAACCCUGAUUAAAGAUAUGACUGAUAGAUUUGCCAAGGAUGGAGUUAGGGGUAAAGGAGGUAAAGAUGGAAAGUUGACUGUUGUUCCUGAGAACUGGAAGAUAAAGGUUGAUACGAGACGAGGUAAGGUCACGGUCACUAUGGGUGAAGAAGGUGAAAAGGUGUAUAAUGCUGCCAAGGUAGGAAGGAGUGUACAGGAGUUGUGGGUCAAUGGAGGAUUGGAAGGAUUCAUCAGAGCUUCUUUGUAG